Molecule: messenger RNA, 4846 nt
Organism: Cylas formicarius (sweet potato weevil)
Lineage: Eukaryota; Metazoa; Arthropoda; Insecta; Coleoptera; Brentidae
Gene: Pits
Product: interferon regulatory factor 2-binding protein-like A
Exons: 4
Coding region: 251-1744 (497 amino acids)
Biological process (GO): regulation of transcription by RNA polymerase II
Cellular component (GO): nucleus
Molecular function (GO): transcription corepressor activity
Source: RefSeq, a predicted model, not a curated record
GAUCGUGACGUACGAUGCCGUCGCCAUUGGUGUUUCGAAGCGCGUGACGUCACCGCGCGUAAUCGUUACCCGCCACGGCGGCGAAGGGGGUGGGUGGAGAGCUUCGUGAAAGCGACCUCUGGGUCGGCCAGUUUCGAGUCGGCGUUCGUAGCGUGCGCGUGUAUAAUCCCGUUUUCCUCAGAAUCGUCACGACAAUGGCGGACCGCGUUUGUUGAGUGCGCGGUGUCCACGAACAGCGAGAAAAGACAACAUGUCGGUGAUGCAGAUGCAGCAGGCGAAACGCCAACAAUGCUAUCUGUGCGAUUUGCCGCGUAUGCCGUGGGCGAUGGUGCACGAUUUUUCGGAGGCAGUUUGCCGCGGAUGUGUGAACUAUGAGGGGGCCGAUAGGAUCGAAAUAGUGAUCGAGGCCGCGCGUCAGAUGAAACGCGCUCACGGCUUUCAGGAGCGUAGCACGGCGGCCCACAAGAGCCACAGGAGUGGCGGCGGCGGCGGUCACGAGCAUCAAAACGGCGAGGUCGUCGUUGCUAGUUCUAGCAGACCGCAAUCGGGAUACGGUCUGCACCAUACCCGUGGCGGUAUGCUAGCGGAAUACCCGACGAAUCAGCCGCCUCCGCCGCCGAGAGGCGCGUCGACUAUGGCCCGACCUCAGCUCGAAGCAAACGCUGAACACGACGCCUUGGUGGCCCGUACCACCGUACGUUUACCGACAGCGGCCCAUUUGGCACACCAUCCGUUACAACAGACGCACCAUCAUUCGAAUAACGGGCGGCAGACGGUCGCGGCCGCCUCCGGCGUCGCUCAGCAAGGUAUAAAGCGAGGCCUGUCGGCUACAUCGGCGGAAGACGACGACCAUCACGGUCACCAUCAUUCUAACGGUGACGUGGGCGCGAAGAGGAUGAUGUCGGUCGAAGAUCACGCGGCCGCGAGGCCGCCUCUCACCAGAGGCGAGUCCCUGCCGGCGGUUUCUUUGGCCCAGCCGUUCGUCGUCUCGGCGGAGCGCAGUUUCAAGCAGGAGAAACAUCCGAUGCGGGCCGGGUCUUUCGACGCGGGCACCUCGUUCAAAACCAGCGUACCGGUAUCGAUAGCGAGCGCGAACGGUACCAGCAGUUCCCCAUUAAACCGGACCGGUUCGCCACCGGAAGCCAAUCAGUCGGGUGGCGUGCAACAGAAUCAGCCCCAACCGGGAUCCGGACAGAGCCCCAUGGCCGCCCUAAUGUCCGCCACGGAAAAUUUACCCCCCGGCAGUCCCCGUUCCACCGGCGGCAGUCCACCGACCAACGUCGUCCCCAGGUCAGCUUCUAGGGGUUCUCAGCACUCGCCUAAUUCGACAGCCGGAUCUUCGAGCAGCAGGAGAUCGUCGGGAUCGAGGCACGUGUCUUCUACCACGGUUACUUCUACGGAGGCGGGAGCGAUGACGGGUGCGAACGAAGCGAUGCCCGGAAGCGGGGAAAACGUCGCGGCAGCGACCACACCCGCAUCGACCGCCACUUUAAAAUGUACCCUCUGCCAGGAACGUUUAGAGGACACCCAUUUCGUGCAAUGCCCUUCGGUGCCACACCACAAGUUCUGCUUCCCUUGCAGCAGGGAGAGCAUCAAGAGGCAGGGCGCCGGAUCUGAGGUGUAUUGUCCCAGCGGCGAGAAAUGUCCAUUAGCGAACUCCAACGUUCCGUGGGCGUUCAUGCAAGGGGAAAUAGCGACCAUCUUGGGCGAGGAGUACAAAGUGAAAAAGGAACGCGAGACUUAAUGGCGGCCGAUCGUUGCGCCGCCUGGCGGCGAUUGUUUCACGACAUAUUUAUCGUUCGGACGGCAGACGUCGUAAGGAAUUUGAGGCGAUUCGGUUGUCGACACACGAGAGACCGACGCACAGGCUGUGGAUUGGGAAGGGCGACGAAGUCCGACAAUCUGGUUCGUAGAGGAGCGAAAAAAAAAAACGGAGGAAUCGCAUUUCUCGAAGUUUUCGUACGGUACGGACGUGUUUGUUUUUUGGGUUUGUAAAUAAGUUGUAAUAUAUAAAAGAAGUGUACAAAUAGUAUUGUUUGGGGAGUUUCGUUUUCCGAUUUUCUUAUUAUUAGGGUCAGUUUUUCAUUUUUCGGGCCAUAUAUAAUAUACAUAUACAUAUAGAUUUAUAUAUAUAUAUAUAUAACAUUGUUAAUUUCGUUUUUAUUUUAUUGUACGAGGGAAGAUAAAAACUAGUCAAAAGUGAAGCGGACCGGAUGUUCCCGGUCCCUUCGUUAAAUAGGAACUCCAAAACUCGCUCAUAUUUUUAAGAACGUAUUUAGCUAUUUCUUCAUAAUUGUUAAAUAUUACGACUAACGGACGAACCGGUAUUUUACUGUACCAUAUUAUGGAUUAUCCGGUCUAUUUUUUUUAAUCGCCGUAAAACCACAGUUUUCGCAGUAGUAGGGACGAUUUUAAGCUUGGAUUAGUGACGAGAUUACGGGAUUUUCGAAAAAAGUUCACGUUUAUUUUACUCGACGGUGUGGACCUUUAGCGGAUCGUGAAGACCUUUCCCGAGCGUCCCUAUCGAGCUUGUGAACAUCUUCGUUUCGUACAGGUAGCAAAGUCAGAGUGACAAAGGUUACAGAGGAACAGACAUCGUUUGGAGUGGGAGAACAAGGAAGUAUGGUCUGUUCAUAGAUAUAAGAAAGUGACCAAUUGCUUUUGAAUGGAAUUAUCCGAGGGUGGUUAUUGACAUACAAUGCAACAAGAUUAUUACCUUAAUUAUUAAUUAAUAAUUACAGUAAUUAAUAAUAAUAAUCUUGUUGCAUUGUAUGUUAAUGACCACCCUUGGAUAAUCCGUUCAAAAGCAAUUGGUCACUUUCUUAUAUCUAUGAAUAGAUCAUACCAAAGCAAAUGUUUAAUGAGUCAAUUGAUUUUAGAUUACCGUGUGCAACUUAGAAGUUUUUGCUACAAAAAGCCAAAAUAAAGUUCCUUAAUAUUGCUUUUAAUAUUAGCAAUUUCAUGGUCACUUUCAAAUAUCAUCACUGAGCAUUUAUAAGUAACAGAAUUGUUGAUUGCUAACCAAAGCUGUUGUUGUAAACCUGGAUGUAAGAAUCUUAAUAGCAAAUGGAACGAAUCAAAAUACCAUCCUGAUUGAUUGGUUACGUAUUACUUUUCGUGUGAUAUCAUUUAAAAAUAAUGAUACGAAUUUACAAGGCACUCCAUUGAAGUGUGAUGAACAAUUGAAAUGAGGGCGAUUUCAUGAUUUAUAAUGUGAUCAAAUACCACAAACAAAUUCAUAAACCAAAAAAAUAAUUAACCCAUUUUGUUUUGAAAGUUUAUAGAAAAAAUUUGAAACUGAGGUGGCUUUUACUUGAUGAAAAUCCAUUUAUCAAAAUAAAUAAGAGCUAAAAGUUCCGAUUCUCACGAAAUUAUAUAUUUUCACAUGACAAUUAUUUCGACAACAUCGUGUCUUUAUCAAAUCAGAGACAUUUGAUAAAGACACGGUGUUGUCGACACAAUUGUCGUGUAAAAAUAUAUAAUUUCGUGAAAAUCUUAACUUUUAGUUCUUAUUUGUUUUGAGAAAAAAAUUUUUUCUUUGUCAAUUAUUUCAGAACAUUUUAAUAUAGCGAUAAAAAAUAAAACUUUUCAUUUCUUCUGUUUUUUGUAUCGAACGUACUGUUCCGUUAUUUAAAAGCUUUAAAAAUGAUUUUGAUAAAACUUCGAUGGUAACGCUCAAAAUUUUAAAAAAUGUAAUAUUAAAAAAAAAGCAAAGCAGUUACGGUUACGGUAAAACAGACUUAUUUUUGCGUGAUAAAUAUCAUCAUCGAUAUUUAAUUUUGAAAAACACCCAGUUGUCAUGUUAAAAGUCGAUAUUCAAAAAAACAAAAAAAAUCGCGUUUAACAAAUGUGGCUGAAAAUAAGUAUUGAAACUUAAUGUUUAAAUAUUUCUAAAAGUUUUGUAACUACAAUAUGAGAGUCGUGACCAUGUGAAGAAUGUAAACAAGAGCGACUCCCAUUUUAAGCAAAUCGCUUCACUUAAAGAAGCACCACAACAUAAGGGCCUUUCAAUACAAACAGUUCUUAAAAAAUACAAUUAGUAUACACUAAUUUAGAGAAAAACUAUACUUGAAUCGCCACCGCGCUCGCGAGAUCUGAACCCCAUCGAACUUUUUUCGGAUAAUCAAUAACCAUAAUUAUAUCAUAACAUAUACCUUAGUUCCAUGAGUAAUUGCAAAUUGGUGUAGUUUCCCAUAUAGGAAUUGAAGCUGAAGAAUAAACGCUCAUAUAUAUAAGGUUAAUGUUGUUUUUUCCUUUAUGAGAAAUCUCGACAGUCUCGUUACUAGUCUAAGUUUAAUCAGCAAUUUGCAUUUGUACGGCUUAAAUAGAGAUUAUUAUUGAUAAUGACGAUACCAAAAUAAACGAAAAGUCGAAUAUUCCAAUUUUUUUCGGGAUUAACGCCGUUUUCAAUUCGAUGAUAUCACGGUAUCGUCAUAGCUUGUUGUAUUUACGGCACGGUUUUGUACUCCCAAAUAAUUUCCCCCUUUUAGAUUUGGUAUUUACUUGUAGAAUGUCGCGUGAAGCUCCCGUCACUUUUUUUUUAAAUUUAUUAAACGCGUAGAUUGUCGUCAAUUACCAAAUUGGCACUUGUUUACAUAUUGAGGAUAUUGGAAUUAUAUUGUAAAAAAAAAAAGAAAAACGCUGGUAUUUAUAGUUUGAAAUUUGUGACGUUUCGCACAGAUUGGUCUAUACGGCAAGAAACGUAUUGUAUUGACAAUGUCAGAACUGUAUAUUGUAGUUGUUAAUUUGUAUAACAACUAACGUUCUAUAAGGAUAAUAAUGAUGAUACGUUAAGGCUUGUACAAUCUUUCGCUGUUAGUUGAUGUCAAAUAAAAUUGUAACUUGG